Molecule: messenger RNA, 1332 nt
Organism: Penicillium chermesinum
Lineage: Eukaryota; Fungi; Ascomycota; Eurotiomycetes; Eurotiales; Aspergillaceae
Product: allantoate permease
Exons: 5
Coding region: 1-1332 (443 amino acids)
Biological process (GO): transmembrane transport
Cellular component (GO): membrane
Molecular function (GO): transmembrane transporter activity
Source: RefSeq, a predicted model, not a curated record
AUGACCAACGAAAAGUCCCCAGCUACGGUAGACAUGGGGGAGAGUGUUGUCUAUGUCGAUGAGGAGGCCGAAAGGUCGUACCGUGCGAAAGUCGACCUUUGGGUUUUGCCCGUACUUUGUUUGGUGAGAAGAGAUUAUCUCGGUGACCAGAUGAAUCUUAUUACUGACGAACUCAGAUGUAUUUCUUCGAUUGCAUGGAUAGACAACUUGGCAAAUGCGAAGACAGACGGCCUAGAUGACGACUUGAACUUCAAGGGGAAUGACUACUCGCUGCUGAUUUUACUAUUUUACAUCCCUUUCGGCCUAUGCGAUCUACCAUGGAACCUUCUCAUCAGACGCUAUUCUGGUCGAUCAGUUCGCCUCACACCAAAGAUCUUAAAACCGUUUCCCCAAAGUGCUGAUGAAGAAGUCACAGUGUCGGUGGUCUGGGGCAUUCUUGCUCUCUGCCAAUGCGCAGCCAAGAGCUUCGGCUCUCUUCUCUCCAUCCGGAUUAUACUAGGAGCUUUCGAAGCCGGGUUUUUUGCGGGCGCAACAUUCUAUAUGACGACCUUCUAUACACGCGGGGGAGAUUGGUCAUUUGCAGUCCUCGCGUCGGCGUUUAGUGGGCUCGUCUCGUUUGGUGUAUUCCAAAUAGAUAGCUCGACAGUGAAGGGGUGGCAAUGGCUGUUCAUUAUUGAAGGCGGUAUGACAUUCAUCGUUGGCAUUGUUGGCUUCUUCAUAUUGCCCCACACUGCCCAGAGCGCUUGGUUCCUGAACGACAGGGAAAAGGAGGCAGCGAAAGCCCGGAUGCUUCGCGAUUCUUCAUCCGAGGUCGAUACAGGGUUCAACCUGAAAGAAUGCUUUCGGUCUUGGAACAAUUGGCAGUUUCCCGUGUGGUGCGUCAUCACUUUUACCUACCCUGUUGCAUAUGCGACAUCGAUGAACUUUUUCCCAUUGAUUGUUGGGCGCCUGGGUUUCUCUACUGUGAAGACCAACUUGUGGACAGUCGCACCAAACCUUGUCGGCGCCUUGGUGCUACUCUGUGUUGCCAAGUCGUCCGAUUUCUGUCGCGAGAGGACCUUCCACAUCAUUUUUUCGUUGACGAUUUCUUUGGUCGGGAUGGUUAUACUCGCCGCCAUAGACGUUCUGGAUCACAAGGCCAUCGCCUAUUUUGCCUGUUUCUUGAUGGCCGCAGGAUCAUAUAUUCCUUCUUGUCUUGUUCAUGCCUGGCACAACAACAACGAAGUCCAUGAAAAUGCCAGAGCGGCUAAUUCUGGGCUUUUUGUUGGAUUGGGUAACUUGGCUGGUAUCUUGAGCGCAGCCACUUUCCGAACUCAAUAUGCACCCAAGUAA